Cebus imitator (Panamanian white-faced capuchin) is the source of this 2182-nucleotide messenger RNA. It is a transcript of the gene RXRA, whose product is annotated as retinoid X receptor alpha. The transcript has 9 exons. Gene Ontology annotation, cellular component: RNA polymerase II transcription regulator complex; nucleus. NCBI's taxonomy places the organism in Eukaryota, Metazoa, Chordata, Mammalia, Primates, Cebidae. The coding region runs from base 921 to 2018 and encodes 365 amino acids. Gene Ontology annotation, molecular function: retinoic acid-responsive element binding; nuclear receptor activity; zinc ion binding. The record is from RefSeq and is a predicted model, not a curated record. Gene Ontology annotation, biological process: response to retinoic acid; cell differentiation; negative regulation of transcription by RNA polymerase II.
ACCAUGAGCCUUGGAGGGCUGGGCAGGGCCUUGUCUCCUGGUGCCUCCCAGAACCCAGCACGGGGCAGGGCCGGCUGGGCACUGAGUCUGGGCAAGCUCCGUCCCUCUCGGGGUUUCACUUGCCCCUUUUGCAGCGUGUGGGGACCAUGUGUGACCUGGGCCAGCCCCUGACCUCCCUGAGCUGCAGCCUCCGCAUCUGGGGCCCCUGGGGUUUUCCAUGCAGGGAGUUGUGAGUGUGUGUGCAAAGCUCGGGCACCGUGGCACUCAGCAAACGCUGGGGGCAUUCUUUUGCCCUUCAGUUUCCUCCCUUCUCUGAGAAGCGCACCUGGUGCCCACGAACGUGAGCACUGGGCAUUUGGCCAGUCACAGAGUGGCCACCUGGUUCUCCACACACCUUCUGGCACCCCCACUGUGCUGCGUUGUCACGGAGGGCCUCCUGGCUUCCUUCAGCCCACCUGAGGCCCACAGGGACCAAGCAUCCUUGCAAAGCCUUGCAGCCCACCUGGGCAGACUGAAGAAGAACCUAGAAGCCUGAACAGGCUGGGGCUGGAAGAAUCAUUCCAGGCGCCGGGGCCCCUGUGAAAGGAGGCUUUCGGGUGGUUUCUGCUUUGCUUGCAUUGAGCUUCAAACUCUUCCUGUCCCGUGAGAAGGGGGGAUGGGAUUUGGAGGCCUGAGGAAGGAAGGAGGGGAGCUUCCUGCGCACAGGCGGCGGCAGGGGUUUGCAGAAGUGGAGGCUGGGGGCUGGGGACCGCCUGGCUGAGUGCUCGCCGCCCUGCACAGCGGGCUGGCGGGCAGGAUGCAUCGGGAAGCGCCUGUGGGUCCCCUGCGCUGACUGCAGAGCUGGGUGGAGGCAGCGGAAGCAAAACUGCUGUGUCACUGCACGCGGCAGCUGUUGCCAGGGUGACCGGCUCAGCUCACCCAUGAACCCCGUCAGCAGCAGCGAGGACAUCAAGCCUCCCCUGGGCCUCAAUGGCGUCCUCAAGGUCCCCGCCCACCCCUCAGGAAACAUGGCAUCCUUCACCAAGCACAUCUGCGCCAUCUGUGGGGACCGCUCCUCAGGCAAGCACUACGGCGUGUACAGCUGUGAGGGCUGCAAGGGCUUCUUCAAGCGGACGGUGCGCAAGGACCUGACCUACACCUGCCGUGACAACAAGGACUGCCUGAUUGACAAGCGGCAGCGGAACCGGUGCCAGUACUGCCGCUACCAGAAGUGCCUGGCCAUGGGCAUGAAGCGGGAAGCCGUGCAGGAGGAGCGGCAGCGUGGCAAGGACCGGAACGAGAACGAGGUGGAGUCAACCAGCAGCGCCAACGAGGACAUGCCCGUGGAGAGGAUCCUGGAGGCCGAGCUGGCUGUGGAGCCCAAGACCGAGACCUACGUGGAGGCCAACGUGGGGCUAAACCCCAGCUCGCCGAACGACCCUGUCACCAACAUCUGCCAAGCAGCCGACAAGCAGCUGUUCACCCUGGUGGAGUGGGCCAAGCGCAUCCCGCACUUCUCAGAGCUGCCCCUGGACGACCAGGUCAUCCUGCUGCGGGCAGGCUGGAACGAGCUGCUCAUCGCCUCCUUCUCCCACCGCUCCAUCGCCGUGAAGGACGGGAUCCUCCUGGCCACCGGGCUGCACGUCCACCGGAACAGUGCCCACAGCGCAGGGGUGGGCGCCAUCUUUGACAGGGUGCUGACGGAGCUUGUGUCCAAGAUGCGGGACAUGCAGAUGGACAAGACGGAGCUGGGCUGCCUGCGCGCCAUCGUCCUCUUCAACCCCGACUCCAAGGGGCUCUCGAACCCAGCCGAGGUGGAGGCGCUGAGGGAGAAGGUCUACGCGUCCCUGGAGGCCUACUGCAAACAGAAGUACCCAGAGCAGCCGGGAAGGUUUGCCAAGCUCUUGCUCCGCCUGCCGGCUCUGCGCUCCAUUGGGCUCAAGUGCCUGGAACAUCUCUUCUUCUUCAAGCUCAUUGGGGACACGCCCAUCGACACCUUCCUCAUGGAGAUGCUGGAAGCCCCACACCAAAUGACUUAGGCCUGCGGGACCGUCCUUCGCGCCCGCCCGGUCCGGCCACCCCGCCUGGACGCAGCUGCUCUUCUCAGCCUGAGCCCUGUCCCUGCCCUUCUCUGCCUGGCCUGUUUGGACUUUGGGGUGCAGCCUGUCACUGCUCUGCCUAAGAGAUGUGUUGUCACCUCCUU